AUGCGAGCCGGGCCGGCGCUGCUGCCCGUGCUGCUCGGCUGCGCUCUGGCCGCGGAGCCGCGGCUGCAGCGGGGCAUGCCUAAUGUGUGCCCAGUGCUGGAGCUGGCUCUGGUGGGACACCAGGAGCCCUGCAUUCAGUCCUUCAGUCGCAUGGUCAGGAUGUGGAAGCAAGGCUGCACAAAGAGGAGGUGGUGUGUGAGCUAUGAGAGAAGGUCUGGUUACUACACAGUUUACAAGCAGGUGUACAGGAUGGAGCAGCAGACUGUCUACAAGUGCUGCCCUGGCUGGGCCCAGCAGGACAAUGAACCUGGCUGUCUGCAUUUGCUGUGCACUGCUGGCACUUGCUUCAAUGGAGGGAGGUGCUCUGAAGGAGGAUCCCAGGUGUGCCAGUGUCCUGCAGGAUUCCAGGGGCCUCGCUGCCAGUACGAUGUCAACGAGUGCACCAUGGACAACGGCGGCUGCCACGACCGCUGCUGCAACACCAUCGGCAGCUACCACUGCAAGUGUCCAGCUGGCCAGAAGCUGGGGGAAGAUGGAAAAUCCUGUGCAGACGUGGACGAGUGCGAGGUGCUGAACGGGGGCUGCCAGCAGGGCUGUGCCAACACCCAGGGCUCCUUCCAGUGCCAGUGCCAGCCGGGAUUCCGGCUCCACGCCGACGGCCGCACCUGCCUCGCUGUCAAUUCCUGCAGCAUUAACAACGGGGGCUGUGAGCAGGACUGUGUUCAGCUCAGUGAGGAUCACUACAAGUGCCAGUGCCAGCCAGGCUACCAGCUGAAGGCAGAUGCCAAAUCCUGUGAAGUGAUAGACCCCUGCACAAGUGGGAAUGGAGGAUGCUCACAAAUCUGUCAGAAUGAGAGAGGAAUUGCAAAAUGCGAGUGUCAUCCAGGGCAUUCUCUUGCUGCAGACAAAAAGUCCUGUUUAGAUGUGGAUGAGUGUGCAGAGGGCAGGGCCAGGUGUGCCCAUCGCUGUGUGAACACCCCGGGCUCCUUCAGCUGUGCCUGCAGCCCCGGCUUCGAGCUGGGCGCGGACGGGCGGCGCUGCUACCGUAUCGAGAUGGAAAUCGUGGACAGCUGCCGGGACGGGAACGGCGGCUGCGAGCACGGCUGCGAGCACACGGCAGCGGGGCCGCGCUGCUCCUGCCCCCGCGGCCACCGCCUGGCCGGGGACGGCAAAACCUGCACAGAUGUGGAUGAAUGUGAGACUGGGGAGUCCUGCUGCUCCCAGUUCUGCAUCAACUACGCGGGGGGCUACGAGUGCGCCUGCAAGGCGGGGUUCCAGCUCAGCGCCGACGGCUGCUCCUGCGACGAUGUGGAUGAAUGUCGUCAGGAUAAUGGCAACUGUGACCAUUUCUGUGUGAAUUCCCUGGGGUCCUACGAGUGUGCCUGUAAGGAGGGUUACAGGAUUGGAGAUAGCAGAUGGGCCUGCGUGGGUGCGGAGGAGGCGGAUGCAGAGGAGGCAGCAGGGCUGGCUGGUGCCCCGGGGCUGCAGUUCCGAGGGCCCCCCCAGCUGCUCCACCUUGCCCUCGGGGCCCUGGCCGAGGAUGGAGACCCCCGAGGAGAGCUCACCCUGGUGCACAGGGUUGUGUGCCUGGGUGACACGUUUGGCCAGGACUGCAGCCUGAGGUGUGAGGAUUGUCUGCACGGGGGCCGCUGCAACAGCGAGCGCAGCGGCUGCGUCUGCCCGCCCGGCCGGGCUGGUGUCAUCUGCAACGAGACCUGUCCCCCCGGGACGUUCGGCAGAGGAUGCGCCGGUGUCUGCAGGUGCCAGAACGGAGGCUGGUGUGACCCUGGCACGGGGCAGUGCCACUGCCCACCCGGUGUGCUGGGCCAGCUCUGCGAGGAUGGUUGCCCAAAAGGUUUCUUUGGGAAGAACUGUAACAAGCCAUGCAACUGUGCCAACAAGGGCCACUGCCACAGACUGUAUGGAGCCUGCCUGUGUGACCCCGGGCUCUACGGCCGCUUCUGCCACCUCACCUGUCCCAGGUGGGCCUUUGGUGCGGGCUGCUCGGAGGAGUGUCAGUGUGUGAAGGAGCACACGCUGGAGUGCAGCCCCAGGAACGGCUCCUGCACCUGCCAGCCUGGAUACCACGGCAAAAAGUGUCACAAAGAGUGCACCCCGGGGUUUUAUGGGGCUGGUUGCAAACUGAGGUGCAGCUGUCCUCCUGAUGUUCUGUGUGAUCCUGAGACAGGAGCCUGCAAACAUCCGUGUCCAGCUGGGUUUCAUGGAGAAAAAUGCCAUUUGUCUUGUCAGCCUGGCAGCUUUGGGAUGGGCUGCAGGCAGAGGUGCAGCUGUGGAGGAGCCCCGUGUGACCCGAGGACAGGGCAGUGUGUUUGCCCAGCUGGGAAAACUGGUGCUACGUGUGAGCAAGAUUGCCCAGAUGGCCAGUGGGGACCAGACUGCCAGAACUCCUGCGAGCCCUGCGCCAAUGGGGGACAGUGCAACAGGGAAACUGGAGCCUGUGACUGUCCCCCUGGCUACACUGGGCCAUCCUGCUCCGAGACCUGCCCCGAUGGGCACUAUGGGCAGAGCUGCCUGUGGCUGUGCAGCUGUGGCAGCAGUGCCCAGUGCCACCACGUCACUGGGGAGUGCUCCUGUCCCCCGGGCUGGACUGGCCACGACUGCAAACGCCAGUGCCCCGAGGGGAGCUUUGGCCCGGGCUGUGAGUCCAGCUGUCAGUGCCAGAAUGGAGCUGCCUGCGACCAUGUCAGCGGAGCCUGCACCUGCACGGCAGGCUGGACAGGAACCUUCUGUGAAAAAGCUUGUCCAGACGGAUUCUUUGGGAUUGACUGCCACCAGGUGUGCAAGUGCAAGAAUGCUGCUGGCUGUGACCACGUGCUGGGCUCGUGCCACUGCCUGCCAGGCUGGCUGGGGGAGAGCUGCGAGCAGCCCUGCCAGGAGAACAGCUAUGGGCCGGGCUGCAGGAGCACUUGUCACUGCCACAACGGAGCUCUCUGUCACCACGAAACCGGGACGUGCCUCUGCAGCCCGGGCUGGAAAGGAGCCACCUGCCAAGAAGCCUGUCCCCCAGGGUGGUACGGAGCAAACUGCCUGCAGCGCUGCCUCUGCCACGGCCAGGCCACCUGUGACCCUGUGAGCGGCGAGUGCCAGUGUCCCCAGGGCUGGACAGGGACAGCCUGUGAGCUGGAGUGUGGGGAGGGGCAGUUUGGAGAGGGCUGUGAGCAGAACUGCAGCUGCCACCACGGGGUGUGUGACCAGCCCUCAGGGAAGUGCCUCUGCCACACUGGCUGGACUGGGGACCACUGUGAUGUUGGCUGCCCCCCGGGAUUUUUCGGCGAGCGCUGCGAGGAGCGGUGUGACUGCGCCCACAGCUGGUCCUGCCACCCCCAGACUGGAGUGUGUCACUGCGAGAGGGGGUGGCGAGGGAGGCACUGUGACAAACCCUGCCUGCCGGGCCGCCACGGCGCGGGGUGCGCGCGGCGGUGCCGCUGCCCCGCGGGACGGCCCUGCCACCACCUGACGGGCGCCUGCGGAUGUCCCCCGGGAGUCACCGGCCACGGCUGCCACAAGGCUUGUCCAGCAGGCACCUAUGGGCAGGACUGUCAGGGAGUGUGCCAGUGCUCUGCUGAGAAUCAGGAAUGUCACCCUGUCACCGGCCACUGCUCCUGCAGCCCGGGCUACCAUGGGGCCCACUGCCACCUCCGGUGUCCAGAAGGUACUUAUGGUUCAAACUGCCAAAAUCCCUGUAAAUGCAUGAACGGAGGCCGCUGUGACCCCGCGUCAGGAACUUGUGAUUGCGCUCCCGGUUUCAUCGGAGCCAACUGCAGCAAAACCUGCCCUGAGAGCUGGUAUGGGAAGGACUGUGCCCAGCUCUGUGCCUGUGGCAGAGGCCAGUGUGACCCACGGACUGGCGAGUGCACCUGUGCCCCCGGCCGCACGGGACCUGCCUGUCGGCAAGUGUGUCCCCAGGGACAAUAUGGCCCCAACUGCCAGGGGACGUGUACCUGUCAGAACGGUGGCAUCUGUGACCCCAUGGAUGGCAACUGCACCUGUGGGCUCGGCUGGACAGGAAGAUCCUGUGAGGAAGAGUGCCUCCCAGGAAAGUAUGGGGCUGGCUGCUCCCUGGACUGCCUGUGCCAGCACAAUGGCACCUGUGACAGGUUCACAGGGUGCUGCAGCUGCCCCGAGGGUUUCUACGGCCACUCCUGUGAGCACAGGUGCCCCCUGGGAUUUUAUGGGCUGGGCUGUCUUCAGGCCUGUGCCUGUAAAAAUGGAGCGAGCUGUGAUGCAGUGACAGGACAGUGCCUUUGUCCUUUGGGUUACCAUGGUGUCCACUGUGAAAAAGGCUGUGCCAGGGGCUGGUUUGGCGAGGGGUGCCAGCAUCAGUGUGACUGUGGAGAUGCUCCUUGUGAUCCAGAGACUGGGAAGUGCCUUUGCCCACCUGGGAAGACUGGAGACAAGUGUGACAUUGGGUGCAGGCCAGACAGGUACGGCCCCGGCUGCUCGCUGCGGUGCCAGUGCGCCGGCAGAUCCCGCUGCAAUCCCCACAACGGGAACUGCGCCUGCCCCAGCUCCUGGAGGGGGCCAACCUGCACAGAAGGUGGCCCUCCAAAGCUUCCUUUUUAUGAAGAACAAGCUCAAGAAAGAGGGAGUAUUUUUCCAAGAGCUCUGCAACAGUAACAUUUGGACUAAUAAAUGAACUGUUUUAUAUGCACAGACGGUAUUUGAAUUUGGAUAUGAAAACAGUUAUUCAAUUCAGCUUGAAUUGUACUGAAGUAUUCACACUUCUUAUGGAAGACUACAGAGGCCAUUUAGUAGCUGGAUCCUUUUAAAGAGUUGAAUCUGUUUCAUGUGCUCAUUCCUAGCCUCUUGCCCCUCCAUUAAUCUACUCUGGACAUUCUUUCUGGUAUUAAUAUAAUUCAUUUCUUGAAAGCCUGGACAUGUUUUUAAUCAGAGCAGCUCCAAAGAGUAUCAGGAUAAGCAGCAUGUAACACAUCACCAUGGAAUGAGCCACGCUCCCUAUCAGGGACUUUCUAAACCCACUUGACAACCAGCACCAAGUUUGAAGAGUAUUCCACAGAUUAUUUCUCUACAGAUUCAUUGCAAAAUCACAUUGCACAUGAACUAGAGGGAUUCAUCAAGUUAAUUCCUCUUUGAAUAAAAUGGUGCGUUCUAGAGAAGCAUGCAGUCUAAUUUUGAACUUGCAGCUGAAGAAGAAUCUGCUACAAUCCAACAAGAGUCCUCAAUACACUGUUAAUUUAUUUAAGAGCAUCUUCUGCAUUUCUGGUUGGUUUGACUGACUGGAAGGUCUCUGUCUGAAUCUGUCUUCCAAAGAGCGUGGUGUCAUCUGCCAGACUCUCCUGGCACCCUGUGUUCUCACAUCUUACCAGACGAAUUUCUCAGUGGGUUGUCAAGCCAAACUGUGCAGCACUUCUCAUCAAACAGUAUCUGCUAAUGCAGAAAAGGUUUUAUCUUGAAUAGAGAAAGCACAUAGUAAGCAAGGAGAGAUGCUUAAAGAUACUAUCUCUAGAGUUUGUGCUUUUAUUAAGCAAUUUAUUUUUUUUAUCAAGUCACCUCACAACAGUCCUGAUACCAUUCAACAGCUGCUGGUGGCCACCUCAUGAAACAGAGACAUUUUGGUGCUAUUUUGCCUGUUUAGACAGGUUUUCCUUUGAUAUAGAACUAUGUCAUUAUAAAGAAAUGUAUGUUCUGUAUUUUAAUAUUCUGUUAACCAGACUAAAAGAUUUCAGAGUGCCUCUUUAUACCUCUCUUUAGGAGUUACAAAAUCUGUACAGUAACCACUUGAUUCUGUAUCAAAAGUGCACUUAAGAAGGGGCAUCAGGACCAUGGUGGACACAGAGUAUGGGCAGUUCAGCUCUUGUGCUGACGCUCCAUUCACCACCAGAACAAACUGCAGCUCUGCAGGAGCAGGGUUUUGUUUUGCAAGAGAAGAAAUGACAAUAACUGAUGGUAACUUGGGAUUUCUAAGGAAGUUUGUUGUUGUGGUUGGGUAAGUGAUGAGUUGGUGAAGCAGGAUCCAGGAGGUUGGAUGGGAAGGUGAGGUAACAAUUUUCCCCCAUGUUUCACCCCAGGUCCUAAACAUAUCUGCAGUCAAUGACUGUCCAGGCCAAAGCAAGUGACACUUGCUCCCCUGGGAGUUUAUUUCAAAUUGUGACCUAUGGGAGGCAAUACAGUUUUAGGAGGUGUUUUCCAAGCUUCAUGGAAGUCUUAUUGUUGUUAUUCAUCUCUUCAUAGGUAUUGAAAGAAAAGGUAUUUGUGAAUGUGUCAAAAUUAAUUAACCAACUGUGCUUUCAGCCAGAAAAUCACUGGGGCUGAUACUGAUCCCUUUUAAUUUCUUCUGUAGAGCUCAAUGAAUGUCACUGGAAAGUUCAUUCAAUGUAAAUGUGGCAAAAUUAUGGUCCCAGAUGCAUGUGACUCUCAGCAAGGAGGUGAUAUUUUAAAUGUUCUUUUGGAGGUGUGAUGGCCUGAGUCUGAUCCUACAAUUGUGUGAAUUUGGGGGCAGUUUCACUGAACAGGAGCCUGUAAGGUAAAUCUCCUGUGAGACAAUGGGAUAUAAUCUUAGCAAAUGCUGCAGAAGAACAAUUCAAGUUGAGCAGUUGACAUAUUUUGGCCUUAGCCCUGUAUUUACUGCAGAGCCAAACUACAACAGUAGUGCAAGUGUCACACUGUACUUAAGAUUUUUUUGUAGAAUCACUGAGUGAGUAAAGCUGGAGGUCUGAGCUUCCCUUUAAAGCCUGAUCAACUUCAGAGUCAAAUGUGUCAGAGAUUCAUCAUUCAAGUCAAAUUUCAGAGAUUCAUCCCACCUAGUUUUGAAUAUCUCCAAGGAUGGAGAUCCCACCACCUCUUUGAACCUGUCCUAGUGGAGAUUUCAUUUUAUUCCCCCGUUUUUUGGGUUGUUUUUUUUUUUCUGGUUUCUAAUCAGAAUUUCUUCCGUUUCAUCUUUGUUCCACUGCUUCUCAUCCUUUCAGUGUGGAUCUCUGAGGAGGGGUAGUUGGCUACAGCCUUGUCUUCUCUUCUGAGGACAGCCCAUCCACUGGCCACAUUCCAGUACCUCAGACAUUCCAGUUCCUUCCAGCUGCCCAGAGACUGGUGUGGUUACUCAGCAGCACAAAACCCUUUACCCUGCUGUCAGACAGCAGAGCAUAUCAAAUGUACUGUUUUUCUCUUAUUUUUGUAGAUUGUUGUGUGAUUUGAGCAGCUAAUCAAAGGGGAAACCUUUCCCAAGCCAUAUGAUUUACACCCAUGUAUACUUGUUUACAUUUUCCACAGUACCUUGGUGAUAGAGUUGUAAAUAUGUAGCAUAAAGAAAUAAAAGAUUUUUGUAUUACGUGUUUUUAAAGGAUGUCACAAUUUUAGGUACAUGAUGAAACACAUAUUUUAAGUGACUGAUACUGAGCCUUUGCCAAUGAAUUAAAAGGCCCUAGUAGAUCUGCUUUGGGAAAUAUUUCAGCAAACUUUUUUUUUAAUCAAAAAAUGCCAGUUCAUACAAACCACUCCAUAUGCAAUAGACUUUUUAUUCAAAAUGCUUCUUAUCUUCUUGAUGUUAUUGCCUUUGGAAAAGAAGUUCACUUCAGUGCCAUCCAACAGACCAUUCUGAUUUGUGGCUCUGCAUGGCUUUUUGUUCCAAAACAAAAUGCAGUCUUAUACAGGUAAAAAUCAGAAUUAAAGAUUUCAAAAAUGUUAAAAGAGGAAUUUUGAUUGGGAUGGUUGGAAUGUCUUAUCUUGGUUUUUAUUUUUUCAUAAGGCAGAGAAAUUGUUUACAGGUUUUAUUUUUUAGAAGAGUCACAACUUUACAGUAUUAACUACUAACUAAGGAAGUUUACUUGCUUCUGAUAUUACUGUUCUGAUUCUGCUCCUUCAGUUUAACAGAUUUACCUAAUUCUUUGCCUACAGAGUAUUCUUUAUUAGUCAGGAUGGAAAUUUUUAAUGGAAAACUGACUAAAUCAGCUUUUCCAGAGAUUAAUUUUGUGGCAAGUGAGUGUAGUUUCUACUAAAUUAACACAACUCUGCUUAUUUGCUUCAUCAGAUUCCAGUGAAAGAAUGUCAGGCUGAUGCAGCCCUGAGCACAGCACUGGGGCUUGUUGAAAAUGGAAGUGAAAAACUCAGUGAAAAGGGGGUUUAUAGUUAAAUUGAUGUCCAUCUUCCUCUUGGUGCAUGCCUUUGCUGGCUCCCCAUUUCCCAGGAGGCUGAAGUUAAUCACACUUCUUGCAGAGAGAGCUCUGCGUAUUCCUCUGCAGCGCACUUGCACGUGCAGAUAACUCUUUUCAGAAAGACAUUGGAGUUAUUUCAGCCAUGCAGCUCCUGUGCCAAAUCCCCCUCUCUUACCUUGUGUGCUCCAGAUAACUUCAGCUGGAGUGGGAAGGAGUGGAGUGUAACUCAGUGGGCCCAGCAGAACCUCGCUCACUGUGAAUUCAUGAAACCAGAACAACAUGUUUUAAGUUAGACUUCACUAACACUAUCCUCAUAGGAAAACAAUCAGAAUUUAAAAAAUUCCCCGCUUCCCCUGCCAGAAAUUAUUAUUCUACUUUUAUCCUUUUUAUGUUGAAGAACCAUAGCUAUUAAAGUUUGCCCAGAUUCCUUGCCAACCAUAUUAUUUUGAUUGGCUGCAGGUUUCUGUUUGUGUAAGUAAUAACCAGCAUAGUGUCAGGAGUUGCCAACGGGACAAACAUGGAAAUAAUACCUUCAUGUCCUUCCCAGAAGAGGCAAAGACACAUUUGGGAGCCAUCGUGGCUUCAUUGUGCAGAUCAAACAGUGACUCUGUUAGAAUUUAGCUUCUUAUCAGAGCAAAGUAAAGCUCAGGAACAAUCUUUGAGAGUGCUGGUGGACCAAGAAGCCUCCAUCCUCCCAUCCUUGUGUUAAUAUUUUUAUAUUUAGGUUAGAAACCUUCUCAGCCCCCUCGUUUUUGAAGGACUUUUCAGGUUGACCUGUGGCUGACUGAGCAGCUGCACGCAUGGGCUGCAACUUUUGCAAGUAAUUCUUGCAAGUAAUUCUUGCAAAAGUGCCCAGUAAUUCUUUUGCAAGGUCACAGCUUUAAAUUCUGACACUGUGUAAAGCAAUUUCCAGCAGUAAACACCAAAUCUCAGCCUUGUAGAGCAUAAAUUGUUCGUUCUGUUCUUUUUAUGGCUCUUAAUAAGCACUUGCAUAGCAAUAUUAUGUGUCUGUGAAUUUGUAAUCCCUCUUCAAGAAAUGUGUGGGAUGUAUGUUGGGUUUGUACUGUACUUUCUGUUGUAGACAUGUUGUAGUGAAAGGAUGCUGAUUUUUUCUUAAUAUAAACAUGUCAUUAAAA
This is a messenger RNA of Haemorhous mexicanus (house finch), 9265 nucleotides long. RefSeq names its product multiple epidermal growth factor-like domains protein 6. Gene Ontology annotation, molecular function: protein binding; calcium ion binding. Bases 1 to 4638 code for a protein of 1545 amino acids. The record is from RefSeq and is a predicted model, not a curated record. NCBI's taxonomy places the organism in Eukaryota, Metazoa, Chordata, Aves, Passeriformes, Fringillidae. The transcript has 37 exons.